AUGGCCACUUGUGCCGCAUGCCACAGUUCAGACUACCUAGUGGAUAGUUGUUCAUACCUACACGCAUUUCAAGAAUCUAGGUUUAAACAGGCUAAUGCUUUGUAUCAUAAGCAAGAGCAACCCUUAUUCUCAGACCUACACCCAGGGUGGAGGAAUCACCCUAAUUUUUCAUGGUCUAAAGGGCCCGUAAAAGGGGGUACAACGAGUAAUAACCAGGGAUAUUCAUAUCCUAGAAAUCCCCAAAGAUUUGCAAGUCUAGAAAUCAAAUUGGGUCAGUUCUGUGAUGCACUAAAUGAGAGAGAAAAGGGUAAACUCCCUAGUCAACCUCAAAAAAUUCAGAAAAGUGCAUUUCAAGCAAGCACGUCUGCUUGCAAUGAGUCCUCACAUAACCAAGUGAAUGCUGUCACCACUCUUCGUAGUGGUAAAGUUGUUGAUAAUAAUAAUUCUACUGAUGUUAAUGCUUCCUUACCAUGUUUUGUGGAUGUUGCUCCAUUUCCACAAAGGUUGGUACAUCAAAAAGCGGGUAACCAGUACAAUGAGAUAUUGGAAAUAUUUAAACGUGUCAACAUAAACAUUCCAUUUCUCGAAGAAAUCAAGCAGAUGCCCACCUAUGCUAAGUUUUUGAAAGAUUUGUGCACAGAAAAGAGAAAGCUCCAUGUGCACAAACGUGCUUUUCUCACUGAGCAGUUAGGUCUUGGGGAGCUGAAACCCACUCCUGUUACGCUACAAUUAACGGACAGAUCUGUCGAAAUCCCUCGUGGUAUUGUUGAAGAUGUGUUAAUCAAGGUUGAUAAAUUUUUCUUUCCUGUGGACUUCAUUGUAUUGGAUAUUCAGCCUGUGAAAAACCCAGAUAAUCACAUUCCUGUCAUUUUAGGACAUCCUUUCUUGGCAACUCAACAACCCAUAGAUUGUGAUGAUGCUGAAUUGCAUGAGAUUAACAUGAUUGAGAGUCUGAUUCAAGACUCAUUGCCUGACAUCUUAGCUGUGGACCCUUUGCAAGCAUGUUUAGAUAAUAUUGACUUGGAUCUUUUUGAUUCUAAGUACAUUAGUGAAGUCCACUCUUUGCUUGAAUCUGUACCACCCAUGGAUAUUGCUAAAUGGAAGAAUGCAGUGGAACCACUUCCACUUACUGAUGCGGAGUAUUCCACAUCUCUUGUCGAACCACAUAAGCCCGAUUUAAAACCAUUGCCUGAUACUUUGAAAUAUGCAUUCUUAGGUUCUUCUGAUACUUUGUUUUUUAUUAUUGCAUCAUGUUUAAACACGAAACAGGAGAGUAAACUUUUAGAAGUGCUUAAAGAUCAUAAAGAGGCCUUAGGUUGGACCAUCUCAGACCUUAAAGGAGCAGUUUUAGGUCAGCGAGUAGACAAACUUCCUUAUAUGAUCUACUAUGCUAGUAAAACACUUAAUGUUUCUCAACUAAAUUAUUCAACCACUGAGAAGAAUCUCUAG
This is a messenger RNA of Papaver somniferum (opium poppy), 1449 nucleotides long. RefSeq lists its product as uncharacterized. The transcript has 6 exons. The record is from RefSeq and is a predicted model, not a curated record. The coding region runs from base 1 to 1449 and encodes 482 amino acids. NCBI's taxonomy places the organism in Eukaryota, Viridiplantae, Streptophyta, Magnoliopsida, Ranunculales, Papaveraceae.